GAGAGAGAGGGAGAGGGAGAGAGAGGGAGAGAGAGGGAGAAAGAGGAGGAUCGUUGUUUCUCCCGACCCGGAGGGCUGAGUUAUUAAAGGACCAGAUCGCCUCUCUUCGUGGAUGUUUGAGUCGUUCUCUCAGGGUUAAGGUUCUUCUCUUAGGGUUCCAUUCUCUUGGGUUUCCGUUCUCUCCGUUCCCUUCGCUGCUGAUCGGUUCGUCUCUUUCCCAACACGUCGCGGAGAUCUUUCUUCUUCUUUCUUCCGAACUUCCUUCAGCCAUGCACCGGGGAGCUGUGGUGUUGCUGCUCUGUGUCGUGGCCUUAUUGUUCUUAACGACUGAAGGUUUUAUUACAGGUUAUAAGUGCCGAUGCACCAGAAAAGGUCCUAAGAUUCGUUACAAGGACGUCCAGAAACUGGAAAUCAAACCCAAACACCCCUUCUGCCACGAGAAGAUGAUAUUCGUCACCAUGGAGAACGUGUCUCGGUUCAAAGGUCAGGAGUACUGCCUGCACCCCAAACUCCAGAGCACCAAGAACCUGGUGAAGUGGUUCCGCAUCUGGAAAGACAAACACAGGGUCUAUGAAGCUUAGAGCAUCUCAGCUCUACGAUCACGAUACUUGGAUGAAACAACUGUAGGCUUGUGUACUGUGAAGUAUACAACACAUAAUUCUACCCUAAACUCUACCCUUAACUAUCAAGACCCUAUCCCAAGACACUAACUCUACAUCGGGACCCUAACCCAAGACCCUAACGCUACAUGUAAAACUUAACCCCGGACCCUGUACACCGACCCCUAGCUGCUGGUUGAUGAUCAGAGCUGCCAGCAGUUAUACUAUCACAUCCCAUCCCUGUGAUCAAUGUGACCCUAACCUUAACCACAAGGGGCAGUAUAGAGUUUAUACUAUCACAGCCCUUUCCUGUGAUGAAUGUAACCCUAACCUUUAACACAAGGGGCAAUAUAGAGUUUAUACUAUCACAUCCCUUUCCUGUGAUGAAUGUAACCCUAACCUUAACCACAAGGGGCAGUAUAGAGUUUAUACUAACACAGCCCUUUCCUGUGAUGAUUGUAACCCUAACCUCAACCACAAGCAGUUAAGCGUUUCCAACCCCAAAUCGACCCGCCAAGCUAAUCCUAAAACUGAAUAACGAGAAAGAAUCUGAUAAAUUGAAAUAUAAUUUGGAGAUAUAAUAAAGCAACAUACAUGUAUAUGUUGGGAUUUCACUGUGUAUGUGUAGAGCCUGGACUGGCCAAGGGAAAGGUUAGGAAUAUGAGCAGGGGCGGAGCUAAAAACUCUAUUAUCUAGGAUGGGCAGAGCCAUUUCUAAAUGCAGACAAUAAAAACGCUUGAAUCUUUACUCGGGAAUUGUUCUUAAAAAUGCAAAUAGUGACAUUUGUGUCAACAUCCAUCAAUCUUCUUGAAAAGCCAUUUUUUUGCACUCUUAAAAUGAUCUAUGUGAUGUAACAAUCUACUUAUAUUAAUAAAUAUAGAAUUAUAGAACUAUAUAGAGCCUUGAGAACAAGGCCUUUAGAAUAACAACUUGUUGAAACGCAUGCUUAGCAUAUCCUAUUCUCUUCACUAUUUCAAUAAACUCAUGCUUAUGUUUCAUGGUAGCUGUUUCCUCAAUAUAUUGUGAAAUGUCUCUAAUGUUUAUAUUUCUAUAGAUAUAGAUUUCAGAAUAUAUAUUCAGUAUAUUUAAACAUAUUUUCUUUACUUAAUGUGCAUUGCUCUCAUUUUAAAUAAGACUUCAACAUAUAAAGCCUUUGGAAAUACUGUUUAUUUUUGUUAUUAGCUCGUCUAGUAUAGGAUGAUAAAUGUAUUCUGAGUUUUAGUGUUUCUGUUUAACUUUCUUUAAGUGUAAAACAAUAAAGUGUGGAUGCUU
Messenger RNA from Gadus morhua (Atlantic cod), 1871 nucleotides. It is a transcript of the gene cxcl14, whose product is annotated as chemokine (C-X-C motif) ligand 14. Lineage: Eukaryota; Metazoa; Chordata; Actinopteri; Gadiformes; Gadidae. The coding region runs from base 270 to 581 and encodes 103 amino acids. The transcript is spliced from 4 exons. Gene Ontology annotation, molecular function: chemokine activity. Gene Ontology annotation, cellular component: extracellular region. Gene Ontology annotation, biological process: immune response. The record is from RefSeq and is a predicted model, not a curated record.